CUUUCAUAUCUUUUUUAACCAUUUGAGAAAUCGGGCUGCCUUCUCCCCUCCCCUUCCCGAGCGGCUGGGCGACAGCAGGUGCCCGGGCGCGUGCAGCGAGUGGCAUGAACCUGGAGGGCGGCGAGUGCGGCAUGACCUCGGUGAGCUGCGGCAACGGGAAGCUCCGGCAGUGGCUGAUCGACCAGAUCGACAGCGGCAAGUACCCGGGGCUGGUGUGGGAGAACGACGAGAAGAGCAUCUUCCGCAUCCCCUGGAAGCACGCCGGCAAGCAGGACUACAACCGCGAGGAGGACGCCGCCCUCUUCAAGGCUUGGGCGCUUUUUAAAGGAAAGUUCCGAGAGGGCAUUGAUAAACCAGACCCCCCAACCUGGAAGACAAGGUUACGGUGUGCAUUGAACAAGAGCAAUGACUUUGAAGAACUGGUUGAGAGAAGCCAGCUGGAUAUCUCAGAUCCAUAUAAAGUGUACAGAAUUGUGCCAGAAGGAGCUAAAAAAGGGGCAAAACAACUCAGCAUGGAAGAUCAGCCAUUAAUGAUGAACCAUCCUUUCCCAAUGACUUCUCCUUACACUUCACUACAGCCUCAGGUGUCAAACUACAUGCUGCCUCAUGAACGGAACUGGAGAGAGUUUGCCCCAGAACAGCACCCUGACAUUCCCUACCAGUGCAGUGGUGUUCCUUUUGCCACACGUGGUCACCCCUGGCAAGGUCCUGCCUGUGAAAGUGGUUGUCAGGUGACUGGAACCUUUUAUGCUUGUGCACCACCUGAGUCGCAGGCUCCAGGAAUUCCAAUAGAGCCAAGCAUAAGGUCUGCUGAAGCUCUUGCCUUGUCAGACUGUCGACUCCACAUCUGUUUAUAUUACCGUGAAACACUAGUAAAAGAGGUGACGACUUCAAGUCCUGAAGGCUGUAUGAUAUCACAUGGCCAAAAUUAUGAGGCCAGUGGCCUGGAUCAAGUUAUCUUCCCUUACCCAGAGGACAACGCCCAGAGGAAAAACAUAGAAAAAUUAUUGAAUCACUUGGAACGGGGAGUGAUACUGAGGAUGGCGCCUGAUGGGCUUUAUGCUAAGAGACUUUGUCAGAGCAGAAUCUACUGGGAUGGGCCUCUGGCACUAUGCAGUGACAGGCCCAACAAACUGGAAAGAGAGCAGACAUCCAAGCUGUUUGAUACCCAGCAGUUUUUAGCAGAGUUGCAAGCUUUUGCCCACCAUGGACGUCCACUGCCAAGAUUCCAGGUUGCUCUGUGUUUUGGAGAGGAAUUUCCAGACCCACAAAGGCAGAGGAAGCUUAUUACAGCCCAUGUUGAACCAAUGUUUGCAAGGCAGCUGUAUUAUUUUGCUCAACAAAACAGUGGGCAUUUUCUGAGAGGCUAUGAACCUAUACCAGAACAUGUCACUAGUCCAGAGGAUUACCACAGAUCUAUUAGCCAUUCCUCUAUUCAAGAAUAAAUGUUGCAGAAUGAGCACUUUCACAACGGUGUAAAGAUUGUGCAUAAUGGAAGAUCACAUCUGGAUCAAAUUUUGGAGCUGAAUUUCUCCAGAAAAAACAAAGGGUUAAAGAUCUGAAACUCAGCUACACUGACAAUGUUGUCUAAUAUGAAAGUUGGGUCUUCAACAUUUGGAUGAUGAUGUAUCUCACAGAUUCUGCUGUUGCUGGGGAUACCUGAAAACUGACACAUUGAUUGAUAUGUUUACAUUUGUUUAAACAUGCUUCAUGGUUUUGAGGACAAUUUCUUAAGGCUUAAAUCCAGGGAUUGCAACAAGAUAUUUGCAGUUAUUUAUUUGUGAUCGGAAAUCUCAGGGAAGGCUAAUGUGUUUGCAAUAUUCCCAGCAUGAAGCUGUAGUUAGGACAGAAAAGGCUGUACCCAUUCGGUGUAGCAUUUGUAGGUUAUAUGGUGAAUAGUUAUGUGCAUAAAUGUUAAUAAUUUAGCUUUAUAAGCAGGGUAGAAAUUUUAUUCCUAUAUUCUUCUAUGAAAUGUAUCAGUGGGAUUGUUUUUAUGAUCAACUGACAUUUCUCCUCACAGUGAAUUUCAUCGCUGUUAUUGGAUUGCUAUCUAGGGGCAUUUUUACAUGUGUAAGCACUGCGGUGCUGGGUGCUUUAAAAAGCACCCAAAGCUGUGACACUUGCAGUUAUAUAAGUGGCAAAAUCCGCAUCAGCCCAAAGAAAAUGGUGGCGGUGUGCUUUUGAACUAAAACACCUAGGGUAGCAGUUGUCAGGAUGGUAAGCUUACAGUUAUGUGUUAUGAGUCUGUAGUUCACAAAACCUUUUGCUAUUUGUAUUGCAGGUAUGACUACUGACAUGAUUCUAAACAUGAGAAGAGUAGGUUUUUUGAGAAAAUAGCUAUAAACUUUUAUAACAGUUUGCUUGUCUUUGUACAUGUAUAUUAGGGUUGUGCGAAACGGCACCGUUUCU
This is a messenger RNA of Gavialis gangeticus (Gharial), 2409 nucleotides long. RefSeq names its product interferon regulatory factor 4 (gene IRF4). Gene Ontology annotation, molecular function: DNA-binding transcription factor activity, RNA polymerase II-specific; RNA polymerase II cis-regulatory region sequence-specific DNA binding; protein binding. The coding region runs from base 105 to 1445 and encodes 446 amino acids. Lineage: Eukaryota; Metazoa; Chordata; Crocodylia; Gavialidae. Gene Ontology annotation, cellular component: nucleus. The record is from RefSeq and is a predicted model, not a curated record. The transcript has 9 exons. Gene Ontology annotation, biological process: regulation of transcription by RNA polymerase II; immune system process.